UGUAUUUUGAGGUUAUAUCGGUGUUUAUUGUUUUGUGUAUGAAUAUUUUUUUUGUAUUCCUAUCAGAUUUUUGUAGAAAUUAAACCCAAAAUCUGAGACAAAAUGAUAUCAGUACAAGGAAUCAAUCAGUCAGGGAUUCCUGACAAAAUGUGGCAGCCACCAUUCGUACAGUUUGAAACUACGAUGGGAGAGUUUACAGUGGAGUUAUAUUGGAAGCACUCUCCCCAAACAUGUCGGAACUUUGCAGAGCUUGCUCGAAGAGGCUAUUAUAAUAAUACGAUAUUUCACAGGGUUAUAAGAGAUUUUAUGAUACAAGGAGGCGAUCCAACAGGAACGGGUAAAGGAGGACUUUCCAUAUAUGGACAGACUUUCAGAGAUGAAAUACACACAGAUUUGAAACACAGUGGAGCUGGUAUAUUAUCAAUGGCCAACUCUGGCCCUGAUACAAACGGAUCUCAAUUCUUCAUAACCCUUGCUCCUACUCAGUGGUUAGACGGAAAACAUGCUAUUUUCGGAAGAAUACACUCUGGUAUGAAUAUUGUAAAAAGGAUAGGGCUGGUAGAGACUGACCGAAAUGAUAGGCCUGUUGAUGAGAUCAAGAUACUCCGAGGAAAGAUCUUGAAGAAUUAACUGGAUCAUAGGUUACUUAUUUAUCUUCUCCCAUUUUCAUUUGUUACUAUAAAUAAUCAAUAAACUAAAAAGUUUCCAUCAGAUUUGAAAACAGCUGAUCAUUUAUAAUGAGGGUUUGAGGGUUUUUAAACAAUCAUUUCAGAUUUAUUGAAGAUUUCUCAUCAAAAAUGUUACCAAAAUAAUAAUAAUAAAUGUCAAUAUUUGAUGAAUACCAUAGAGCCGUCGACCAAAGUCCUUCAACCAGUGUACAAUUUUUAAAUAUUUACAGUGAUUUUUACACAUGCUUACAUAAUAGACUUGAGGUACAUUAUAUUUCUGGAAAAAAAAGUAUUAUAAAUUAAAAGAGUGAUUUGAUAUUUUC
Leptinotarsa decemlineata (Colorado potato beetle) is the source of this 991-nucleotide messenger RNA. It is a transcript of the gene Cypl, whose product is annotated as peptidyl-prolyl cis-trans isomerase-like 1 Cypl. Gene Ontology annotation, molecular function: peptidyl-prolyl cis-trans isomerase activity. NCBI's taxonomy places the organism in Eukaryota, Metazoa, Arthropoda, Insecta, Coleoptera, Chrysomelidae. Gene Ontology annotation, biological process: protein peptidyl-prolyl isomerization; protein folding. Gene Ontology annotation, cellular component: catalytic step 2 spliceosome. The record is from RefSeq and is a predicted model, not a curated record.